AUGGGGCAGUCUUGUUGUUCAAAUUGCAAUUGCAAUAACAAGGAAAAUGAGUUCAGCACAGAAGCUGACCUUAAAGAUGUCAAGACUAACAAAGAGCUCUCUGAAAAUACUUUAGCAGAUGUGAAUACACUCGAAAAUAUUAACUCUACACAAGUCAAUUUCUAUGCCUACUAUGAUUCUAAAAAGUCCAGAGAAAUUCUUCAUUAUGUCAAAAGAAUCCAAGCUUACUGGAGAGGGUAUCUCAUUCGAAAUCAAUUCAAACACUUGCGGAAGUCUCUUUCGAAAAACACUUAUUUUACGCUAUCUCAUUCUGAAGAAACACACAAAGGCAAAUUCAAAAAUUCUGGCAGAGAAAUCAGAGACCCACACGCUUUCAAAAGUGGGGCAAUCUAUGUAGGGGAGUGACUGGGAAAAGAUAGAGAUGGACUUGGAACACAAACUUGGCCUGAUGGGGCUAAAUAUGAAGGAGAUUGGAUUGCAAAUAAGGCCAACGGACAUGGAAAAUUUUGGCAUAUUAAUGGAGACACAUUUGAAGGAAACUGAAAAGAUGAAAAAGCGACUGGAAAAGGGAUUUAUAUACAUAGCAAUGGAGCUGCUUAUCAUGGGGAUUGAAAAAGUGACCUGCAAGAUGGCUUUGGAUAUGAGUCCUGGCCAGACGGCAGCAAGUAUGAAGGGUUUUAUAAAGAAGGACAAAAGCACGGCUUUGGGUCUUACACAUGGUCAGACGGAAGCAAAUUCGUAGGAAACUGAGUAAACAACAAAAUCAGCGGGCUCAAGCUGAGUUUACUCCGAUGGGGUAAAUUCAACCUAGUUUUACUGCUCUCGGGGUACAAAUACCCCAAAUGCUUCAUAUAAUCUGUUCUAUGAUUUUGCUUUUAGGCCUAAUUACUAGAAAAAUCCAUCAUUUGGGUUUUUUUUUGCCAUCUUUUUACCCCCAUAUAUAGGUCUUUUUAGCUUGUUUUUAGUAACCACUCGGGUUUUUUUUGCUUAUUUUAGCAAUAAAUUUAUCCUGACUCCCCCCCCGCUUUAAAUUGGAACAACAAAAUAUAGGUAAAAUUUCCACUUUUUGGUAAAUUAACCCUCCUUUAAAUUGGAACAAAAUUUAAUUUUAUAAUAAAAAAUUUUUAUAUAUAAAAAUCAUAAUUUUUAUGUAAAAAGAUUUGAUAUAAGUUAAAUGUUUUUUCUUAACUAAAAUUAAAAAUUUAGAUAUAUCUUGCUCUUGCUUAUAGAAUGAGUAUAAAGAGCAUCUUAUUUAAAUAAAUUUAUUGGCCUUAAUUGCUAAAUUUUUUAAAAAAUUUAAAUUUUUUUUUUUUUAAAAUUUUUUAAAAAAUUUUUAUUUUUUUUGAUAUUUUUUAUUUAAUUAUUAUUUUGAUAUAAAUUCAAUGCGAAUUCUUUACAAAAAUUGAAAAAUUCACUUAUUUAUUGCUUUAUUUUAAAAGAAUAGAGUAUAAAUGGCAUCUCAUUUAAACAAAAUUAGCACUUUGAUCCAUAAAUUUUCUAAAAUUAUUUUUUUUUAUAAUAAAAAUAAUAAUUUUUGUGUAAAUAGUUUUGAUACCAAUUAAUAGUGGCGUAUUAAUUCAUAAUAAAAAUUUAGUUAUAUCUUGCUUUGAUUUAAAGAUAAAGAGUAAAUAGUAUUUUAUUAAACAAAUUUAUUAAUCUAAUUCGAUAAAUUAUUGAAAAUUUUUUUUUUAUAAAAAAUUUUAUAUUGAUUUUUUUUUUUAAAAAAAUUUAAAUUGGAACAAAUUUUUAGUUCCAAUUUAAAGGGGGGGAGUGAGAAAAAUUUUUUGUUUCCUAUUUUUUCGUCACAUAUAUCUUAAUCAUAGUGCCACAGUUAAAUGCAUUAAUAUAUACAUGAUAUUGUUUUAUUUGUUUUAAUAAAUACUGAUAUAAACAGAUAUUUGCUGCUUCUUUAAUACUUAAAUAUCACUUACAAUAUUUUAAAAUUUCUUGCAUUGGGUUUGUUUCCGAGUAAAUUCCUCUUAUUCGAGGUUAAAAAUCCCACCAGUUCACUUUUACUCGGAGUUUUUUCCUCCACUUUUUUUCUGCACCAUUGAAAUAUUACAGCGGGAUUUACCCCGAGAACAGUAAAAACGACGGCGGAAUUUGCCCCAGCAGGGUAAAUUCAGCUUGUCCAAAUAAGCGGAAGAGGGGUGUACAUUUGGAUGGACGGAAGAAAAUAUAUUGGAGAGUGGAAAAAUAAUAAUAUGCAUGGGUACGGGGUAUAUACCUGGAAAGAUGGUAGAAAGUAUGAAGGACAGUACAAAGAUGAUAAAAAGCAUGGAAAAGGAGUCUAUACCUGGGCUGAUGGAAGAAAAUAUGACGGAGAUUGGAAAAACGGAAAGCAAGAUGGCGAGGGUGAAUACAUCUUUCCAAGUGGAGAAAGAAAACGAGGAAUUUGGGAAGAUGGAAAAAAGAUUAGAGCAUUUGAUUAA
Messenger RNA from Blepharisma stoltei, 2432 nucleotides. The record is from the annotation of a GenBank genome assembly. NCBI's taxonomy places the organism in Eukaryota, Ciliophora, Heterotrichea, Heterotrichida, Blepharismidae.